Oreochromis niloticus (Nile tilapia) is the source of this 2250-nucleotide messenger RNA. Its product is annotated as lamina-associated polypeptide 2, isoforms beta/delta/epsilon/gamma. Bases 605 to 1681 code for a protein of 358 amino acids. NCBI's taxonomy places the organism in Eukaryota, Metazoa, Chordata, Actinopteri, Cichliformes, Cichlidae. Gene Ontology annotation, molecular function: DNA binding. The transcript is spliced from 6 exons. The record is from RefSeq and is a predicted model, not a curated record.
CUAACUACACUUUUUGUUUUGAGUAAACAAUAGUUCGUCAGUUUCAGAGAAUGAAAUCUAUAAAAUAAUGUAGCACUGGCUGACUUCUGCAACAGAGCUGAUCAUCAGAUGUGAAAUAGAAAGCUCAAAAAUAUCCAUAACUGUAACAUCUGAGCAAAAUUUCAGUGACAGAACCCAAAAGGUUCUUCAUGUCUAACAUGAUCAUAUUACAUCUAAUGGAAUAUCGGUGUCCCUCAAUGAGCAGUCUGUGAAUGAAGAGCUGGAUUUCACUGGGCACCAGUUCUGCGCUGUGACUGAGCUUCUGGCUCUGAUCAGUCCCAGCCUGUAGCGGAAGGAGGUGGGCUUUACCAGCUGCCACUUCCGGUCAGGACCGUGCAGCAUUCCUCAUUUCUUUCCACUUUAAUUCCUUCCUUCUCCUGAGAGAAGGAGGAAGCGCGAGAAUAGACAGCAGCUCAUAUCCACGUUCUUGCUUCUUUGAAGCACACACUACUCUGCCCGUUCGGUCCAGUGGGCGGCGCUGGUUGCCCGAUCCGCCAUCAGUGGCUCCGCUGUUUUCUGCUAGCUGUUACUUGCUGACCCGUUGCCCGGUAGUCUUCUCGCCGACAUGCCGGAAUACCUGGACGACCCUUCUGUGCUCACCAAGGAGAAGCUAAAGAGCGAGCUGCUAGCCCACAACGUGGAGCUACCGAGCGGAAACCCCACGAAGGACGUGUACGUGCAGCUGUAUCUUACAAAGCUGGCCGGCCAAAGCAGACGCCCCGCGGCUGCAGCUGCGGACUCGUUCUCCAGCGACGACGAGCUGCCUCCGCCCGCGCUGCCUGACACCAGCCGCUCCUCCGGUAGAAAAGCCACCAGGAAAACAGACAAGGUUCGACCGAUUGAGCUUGAUGUGACUGCGCUGAGUGACAAGACCCUGAGGGAUGAACUGCUCGAGCGUGGACUAGACGUGGGGCCAAUUGUGGCAUCCACCCGGAAGCUGUAUGAGAAGAAGCUACAAAAGCUGCUGGAUGAAGGGCCUCCACAGCCUCCGCCACCACAGCUGAUGCUCGUAGGCUCAGAGUCUGACCUCUACAGUGACAGGGAGGACGAGGUGAUAGCAGCUGGUGGUCCAGAGCCUGUGGAGGAACCAGAGCCAGCUCCUGUGGUUGAGAGAACAGUGAGGAGCAGAGAGAAGACUGUCAUCUCCACUCGCAGCCACAGCAGCAAGCACACUGCGGUGGAGAAAAUCGCAGCCAGUGAUCAAACCCUAAAAGUAGACGAGAAGGACGUUCUGAAGAAGCUCUUUCUUAAUGACUGGAGCAGUCCAACGGGAAUCACUGCCACCUGUCGCCGACCCAUCCGAGGAGCAGCAGGGCGCCCUGUAGCAUCCAGUGACCUGUGGAGCGACAGCCUAUUCUCUCCAAAAGCCACCAAGACCAGCAUCUCCUCCUACACUCAGAGCUACUCAGUAAACAGAGUAUCCAGCCUGCCACCCAAAACCACCUCCUCCAGCCUCCCGCCUGCAGUUUUCCCUGCAGGUCAGAUCCAAGCAGCACAGCGCAGCAUGUCUCUGUGGAUAAAGCUCUUCCUGCUGGCCAUCGUGGCCACUUUCCUCUUCCUCAUUUACCAGGCCAUGGAGACCACCUCCAUAAACCCAUUUCAGACCUCAGACAUGGAGGUGGCUGCUGGUAGCACAGCAUAGAGAGCACAGCUGGAGACUGAGAGGUGAAGAAGACCUAGUCUGCUUUAACUCAUUCAUGUUUCAUUAAUGUUUAAGUGUGUUAAAUGUUCUUUACACUUUGCUGUGAUCACAGAUUUUGUACUAUUGUAAUUUUUUGCCCUAAUUUCUGAAUAAGCUUUUAUGGAGAAGAGAAGUAAUUUUCAAUGACACUCAUUGUGAAAGCACCCAGCAGCCCUGUCUGCUGUUCAUCCUUAAGCUUGGACCUCAGGUGAUGACGAAGCCAGUCACUAAUCAACACACACAGGAGCUUUCAAAGACACAGGAGCCUCGUCGUUUUGGUUUUAGUCGUACUUGCAUGGUGUGAAUGUGUUUGUACUGAAUGUGUGUGUGAUUCUAACUUUUCAAAAUAUGCCUUAGUAUCUCUGUUGUUAACAGUCUUGAAGAUGGAAUCUGAAGCUGCUAUUUUGAUUUGUACCUUGGACCAUCUUUGUUAUUGAGACAGGGAGGCUUCUUGUUAUAAUUCAAAUGCUUUUUUAAGCCUGCCCCACUAUUUUCCUAAUCUUCUCUUGUAAUAAAAUUUUAUACCCAAA